AUGACUAAGGGAACAGGGAGUUUCGGUAAGAGGAGGAACAAGUCACACACGCUCUGUGUGAGGUGUGGUCGCCGGAGUUUCCACAUUCAGAAGAGUCGUUGCUCAGCCUGUGCUUAUCCCGCCGCCAGAAAGAGGACAUACAACUGGAGUGAAAAGGCAAUAAGAAGAAAGACAACAGGAACUGGUAGGAUGAGGUAUCUCCGCAAUGUCCCCCGCAGGUUUAAGACUGGCUUUAGAGAAGGUACACAAGCCACCCCAAGAAACAAAGCUGCAGCUGCUUCUUCCUAG
Molecule: messenger RNA, 288 nt
Organism: Microthlaspi erraticum
Lineage: Eukaryota; Viridiplantae; Streptophyta; Magnoliopsida; Brassicales; Brassicaceae
Source: the annotation of a GenBank genome assembly